Molecule: messenger RNA, 2869 nt
Organism: Cariama cristata (Red-legged seriema)
Lineage: Eukaryota; Metazoa; Chordata; Aves; Cariamiformes; Cariamidae
Gene: EPB41
Product: erythrocyte membrane protein band 4.1
Exons: 19
Coding region: 1-2631 (876 amino acids)
Biological process (GO): cortical actin cytoskeleton organization
Cellular component (GO): cytoskeleton; plasma membrane
Molecular function (GO): actin binding; structural molecule activity
Source: RefSeq, a predicted model, not a curated record
AUGACAACAGAGAAGAGCCUAGCGGCGGACGCCGACAAUUCGGAGCAGCAGGAAGCCAAGGAGGAAGAAGGAGCUGCUGAAGCGCAAAAGCAAGAGGCUUCCCUAGAGGAGGGGGCUCAGCAGACGUCGGAGGGACAGCCUGCAGUGGGGCAGAAGCAGAAGACCUCCAACGGCGAUACACCCACGCACGAGGAGCAGAGCAAGAAGGAGCACCGCACCUCUGAGGGCCGAGGUCUCUCCCGCCUGUUCUCAUCCUUUCUCAGGAGGCCCAAGACUCAGGUGUCCGAAGAGGACAAAGACACUGAUGCUCAUAAAGAGGCGGGAGGUGACCAGAAAGAGCCAGGAUUAGGAGCCAGCCCUGAUGAAGACAUCUUGGUGAAAGCCCCAAUUGCAGCUCCUGAGCCUGAGCUCAAAACCGAUCCAUCGCUAGAUCUCCAUUCCUUAAGCAGUGCGGAAACACAGCCUGCGCAGGAGGAGAGGAGGGACGAUCAGGAGCCGGACGGCAGAGACCUCGGGGGCAAGGAAGGAGGGGAAGUGAAGGAAGAGUGUGCCAAGCCAGAGCCAAAACAAGAGACUCCGGAGACCAAAGCAGACAAGGAUUUGAAAGCUGCCCAGAAAGCAGUAAAAAGACACAGAAACAUGUACUGCAAAGUUGUCCUGCUGGAUGACACCAUUUUUGAGUGCUCCAUGGAUAAACAUGCCAAGGGGCAGGAUCUACUUAAAAAAGUCUGCGACCACCUCAACCUCCUGGAAGAAGACUACUUUGGUUUGGCCAUAUGGGACACGCCAACUUCCAGGACGUGGCUGGAUCCUGCCAAAGAAAUAAAAAAACAGGUUCAUGGAGGCCCCUGGGAUUUUACCUUCAAUGUCAAGUUUUAUCCACCGGAUCCUGCGCAGCUGACAGAGGACAUAACCAGGUAUUACUUGUGUCUUCAGCUUAGACAGGACAUCAUUACGGGGCGGCUGCCCUGUUCCUUUGCGACAUUGGCUCUGCUGGGUUCGUACACGGUCCAGUCCGAGCUGGGAGACUACGAUCCCGAUCUGCACAGCCCAGAUUACAUCAGUGAAUUUAAAUUGGCCCCAAACCAGACAAAAGAGCUCGAAGAGAAGGUUGUGGAGCUUCAUAAGACGUACAGAUCCAUGACUCCAGCCCAAGCAGACCUGGAAUUUCUUGAGAAUGCGAAAAAGCUGUCUAUGUAUGGAGUCGACCUUCACCAAGCCAAGGACUUGGAAGGAGUGGAUAUCACUCUGGGAGUCUGUUCCAGUGGCCUUCUUGUUUACAAAGAUAAACUGAGAAUCAACCGCUUCCCUUGGCCUAAAGUCCUGAAGAUUUCCUACAAACGCAGCAGCUUCUUUAUUAAGAUUCGGCCAGGGGAGCAAGAACAGUAUGAAAGUACAAUUGGGUUCAAGCUACCAAGUUAUCGGGCAGCGAAGAAGCUGUGGAAAGUAUGUGUUGAACAUCACACGUUUUUCAGGCUGACUUCCACGGAGGCCAUCCCGAAGAGCAGGUUCCUGGCCCUGGGCUCUAAAUUCCGCUACAGUGGCCGGACGCAGGCGCAGACAAGGCAGGCGAGUGCCUUGAUCGACCGACCCGCUCCACAGUUCGAGCGGACGGCAAGUAAGCGAGCCUCCAGGAGCCUCGAUGGAGCUAAACGUGCGACUCAAAAAAGUGAGUUCAGAGCCGUAGAGGAAGAGAAGCAGGAGGAGGUGGUGGUGGUUGAGGUUCCUGAACCAAAACCCGCGGAUCAGAUCCGAGAGAAGCCAGCAGUGGCUGUGAUAACCCCUGAGAGGAGUCCCCGUCCCACCUCUGCUCCGGCCAUCGCUCAGAGCCACGCUGCAGAAUCAGUCCCAGCUAAGCCCGACACGAAGGACGUGGCCACUGCAUCUAAAGUAGAAAAGGAAACAGCAAAACCCGGUGUGAGACGUGAAGAAAUCCCACCAGAGAAAGCCAAGCCGGAGCCAGCCGAUGCAUUAAAGAAGAGAUCAAAGAGGCUAGAUGGUGAAAACAUUUAUAUCAGGCAUAGCAAUUUAAUGUUGGAGGAUCUAGAUAAGACCCAAGAAGAAAUAAAGAAGCAUCACGCCAACAUCAGUGAGUUGAAGAAGAACUUUAUGGAGUCCGUCCCGGAGCCUCGGCCGAGUGAAUGGGACAAACGUUUGUCCACUCACUCCCCUUUCCGAACUCUCAACGUCAACGGGCAGAUUCCCACGGGAGCGGAUGGACCACCGCUAGUGAAGACACAGACGGUCACCAUCUCUGACGUGUCCAGCGCCGUCAAAAGCGAAAUUCCCACGAAAGAAGUCCCCAUCGUCCACACAGAGACAAAGACCAUCACCUACGAAGCUGCACAGACAGAUGGUGGCAAUGGAGAUUUAGACCCUGGCAUCCUGCUGACUGCUCAGACCAUCACUUCGGAAACCACCAGCAGCACCACCACCACCCAGAUCACAAAGACUGUAAAAGGUGGCAUUUCAGAGACGCGGAUUGAAAAGAGGAUUGUCAUCACAGGAGAUGCAGAUGUAGACCACGACCAGGUUCUCGCGCAGGCGAUAAAAGCAGCAAAGGAGCAGCACCCGGACAUGUCGGUGACCAAAGUGGUCGUGCACCAGGAGACCGAGAUCGCAGAGGAGUAGCAAUGCUGUGAAGCGUUCCUGCCAGACACAACACCAGGAAAAAGAAACCCAGCAAAACUACCAAGAAACUACCUGCAGCACAAAGACCUCGGAUUUACAAGACUUGACACUCAGAGACAUUCAUGUCAUUUAGUAGGAGUUGCGCUUUGCCAUUUUACUUGGGAUUUUCCAGACUCCACUGGAUCCUAUUGGAUAUAGGGUUUUUUUGGUUUGUUUUUUUUUUUUUUUUUUUAUAUAU